GUGAAUGUCCAGCAAACGUGUCAAAACGUGUGCAGAAAGAUGUGCAGCUAACGUUAGCCCAACGGUGUUGAUGGUAAUCUGCCUAUAAACACCCGGACUGCCAAACACAGAGAAGUGAAUGAAAAGCAACACGCAGUCAGGACCAUUUUACUUCUACGCCGAACCAUAAGAAAUGAGGAAGUGGAACUGGCGAGAAGGACAGCGACCGCACACGCGACAAGGUGCUGGUCAGCGCCGUGGAUGGCACCGAGGAAACCGACAGCAGUGGUAUGAACGUGAUGAUGCAGGGCCCUCACACAGACCAUCUCAGAGGCAGCAUGCUAACCAGCCUGUCUCACAUUCCUCUUCUUCCUUGUCUUCCUCGUCUUCUUCUAAAGCCAGCAGUGCUGCACCAGAGCUGCCAGGUUUCUAUUUUGACCCAGAGAAAAACCGUUACUUCCGGCUAUUGCCCGGGCACAACAACUGUAACCCACUAACCAGAGAGCAGCUACAACAGAAAGAAAGAGAGAAGGAGAGGAACAAGAUGUUGGCAGAAGAUGAAAAAACGAGAAAAAAAGCACCAAGAAGAGGACUAAACACUUCGCUGCUACUUCAGAAACGACAUCUAGGCGUAUUACCUGAGCACUCCUAUUGCAGACUCGUCCAUGAGGUGAAGGUCAGUGGAAUGAGACGCCACAAACUAGAGAUCCAGAGCACAGACAACAGCAUCUCGAACACCGACAACUUCAGACUCAUAGUGGGGGAUUCGGCGUGUGAGCGAGUGUUCACAGUCAACGAUGUCUCUCAUGGCGGCUGCAAGUAUGGCAUCAUGAACUUCAGCAGCAGCAGCAAGGGGUCUCUGUCUGUGGAAAUGUGCGAUAACCUCUACUUCACUAAUCGGAAGGUCAAUUCCAUCUGCUGGGCUUCAGUAAAUUACCCCGAUUCUCAUGUGUUACUGUGUCUGGUGGGAGUAGCAGACACCCCUGGCUGCGUGAGUUUACUUCCUGCUUCCCUCUUCAGCAACUCCAACCCAGAUCAGCCUGGAAUGCUGUGCAGCUUUAAGAUAUCCUCAGCCUGGUCUUGUGCUUGGUGCCUCAACCCCCAGUUUGACAAGACGUUCAGCACUGGCCUGUCUCGUAGAGUGAUUGUGAAGGAUGCAGAGACAGGCAGAACACAGACGUACAGCGUCGGCAGUGAUGUCCUGGCUCAGCAGUUUGCCCUUAGGGUUCCUGUCCUGUUUAACGGUUGCAGAUCGGGGGAGAUCUUCAGCAUCGACCUCCGACAGCGCGGCCGCAGAGAUCACAGCUGGAAGGCCAGUCGCUUCCAUCAAGAAUCAGCCAUCACCUCUGUACGCGUCCUGCAGGAUGAGAACUACCUGCUGGCUGCUGACAUGCUGGGCCAGAUUAAGCUGUGGGAUGUGCGAGUCACAAAGCCAGUGCAGGAGUACAAAGGUCAUCAUAAUGAGCAUGCCUACCUUCCCAUCCAUGUCAAUGAGUGUGAAGGGCUUUUGCUAGCAGUGGGUCAGGAUUGCUACACAAGGUUAUGGAGCCUUAAGGAUGGUCAUCUAUUGAGGACCAUCCCAUCACCCCACCCGGCCGCAAACGACUUGAUCCCAAGUGUUGUGUUUUCAUCUAACCUGGGUGGCAGCAGGGGCCUCCCGGGGCUGCUCAUGGCUGUCAAACACGACCUCUAUUACUUCCCAUACAACACUGACUACCAGGAAUGAGGAGUGCUGAGGCCAGCUGUAUCACUGUGUAUUUGAGAGAGUGUGGCUGGGUAAAGAUGCUGUGUGACAACCAGUUACACUAAAUUUAGAAUGAAGUGGUGACCUCAAAGAACUACUUUUAAAUUUCAUGGGAGUUGCCUCAUCAUACACAUGAUUGCAUUUUUGUGCCAAAAGGAAAUGGAAGUGCUGCAUUCACAUGUGCACAUCGGUACAGUUUGGUUUUCCUUACUGUUCUUUUUACAGAAGAAGUGCACUUAUUUUAAACACAACUAACCUUGAUUGUUACUGGAAAUAAGGGUGCUGGGAUUGAAAUUUGAAAAUGAUGAUACUGUUUGUUUACUAAAUCAACAUGUUUUAUAGUCUUUGUUGAUUCCCAGUAAAGUUUAUUAAAAACA
Molecule: messenger RNA, 2100 nt
Organism: Oreochromis niloticus (Nile tilapia)
Lineage: Eukaryota; Metazoa; Chordata; Actinopteri; Cichliformes; Cichlidae
Gene: wdr21
Product: WD repeat domain 21
Exons: 13
Coding region: 173-1705 (510 amino acids)
Cellular component (GO): Cul4-RING E3 ubiquitin ligase complex
Molecular function (GO): protein binding
Source: RefSeq, a predicted model, not a curated record